AUGCAGAACAGCACCGCUGUUGAUGAGGCCUUGUGCCAGCGUGUCCAGCUGGCACCUGGCUUUAUUGAGAAGCUGCUGCCGCAGUUGGUGGAUUUGGUGAAGUACUCUCGACUUUUGCCACAGGGAGAAGAACAUGCGAUACGCAGGGGAUCCAGAGACUUCCUGGCAUCCUCCAAAGACUUGGGCUUUCGCUCUUUGCAAGCGGUACAUCAGAUCUUCAGAUUUGUUGACCAGACCAUCCAUCGAAAUACAGCGCCCGAGGGUUUGAAGAACUUCAACCUCCUCGUGGACAGCAUCGACGACAUUUUGGAGCGUGCCGAUGGGCAUCUGAAAAAUGCAGCAGCAGGUGUGCAACGGGAGGAAGCUGAAGAGGAAGAGAAGGAGCUUUCACAUUCAGCUCCAGGUGCAACCCAGCCAGCGAGCCGCUUGCCAAAGCCGCAGGUGCGCUGGCGACAUCUCAUUGACAAUCAUAGAACGCACUUUGUGCCCAGAUUAUUGGUGAAACACAACGAAGAAUCACCAUUAUCACCAAAGCUCUUGGAGGCUCAAGCGAAGGUGGGGAUUCGACCUUCGACUGGCAGCAGCGCCAAGCCAGCCGAAGACGAGCUGCAGUCGCACUUGGCAGCCAUGGGUGUUGGUAGUCGGCCACAGGACUUGGCGUUGGCAAAUCCUUAUGAAGAGGAACUGAAUGCCCUGGCUUGGCCUGAUAGUUUCUUCCAAUGCAAGCCGGCGCAGCGAUACCCUCGGGUGGAGGAUACUCCGCUCGUCAUGGUGCGAACGGAUGAGGAACUCAAGCAGAUGAUUCAGGAGGUGAAAGCAACUUGCAUUGGAAAGGAAAUCGCUGUGGAUGUGGAGCAUCACGAUUUCAGGUCGUACCGUGGCUUCGUGUGCCUCGUUCAGGUGUCCACCAGGCAGAAGGACUUUCUAUUGGACCCGUUUGAGAUUUUUGAGCAAAUGCACCUUCUAAAUGAGAUCUUCUCAGACCCGCGUAUCUUGAAAGUGCUUCACGGCGCGGACCGCGAUGUGCUUUGGCUUCAGCGCGAUUUCUCAGUCUACCUGGUGAACAUGUUCGACACAGGACUUGCCACAAGGGCAUUGAGAUUGCAAGGUGGCUACUCUUUGGCAAACCUUGUUUCCCAUUUCUGUGGAGUGAAGCUCGACAAAAAGUACCAGACAGCGGACUGGAGGGAGCGACCACUGCCGCAGGAAAUGAUCCACUAUGCCCGAGCGGACACUCACUACUUGCUUUUUUGCUAUGACUGUCUCAAAAAUGCACUUUUGGCGCAGAGUGGCAUGGCCUCUACUAGUGGCGUAAACCUCGGAAUUGCAGUGUUGGAAAGCGGAGACCUACAAGCCACAGAAGAGGGAGUGCAAACCCUGCAGGCCACGAUGCAGAAGAGUGCUGCGCUCUGUGGACAAGCUUACCACGAAGCUCCGCUGGAUGCUGGACAGCUAGCGAUGUCCCUUUGUGAGCGCUUUGGCUCCAAACAACGACCCUUGGACGCCAAACAGAUGAAUGCCCUCAAGGCCAUCGCGGAGUGGAGGGAUUGUUUGGCUAGAAACAUUGACGAGUCAUUAAACUUCAUAGCACCAGAUGCAUGUCUUUGGCGCAUUUGCCUCGCCAUGCCAACUUCGCCAGUCAAGCUCCGCAGCACUUGCAAUCCUUUGCCCACGACAUUGCAGCAGCAUGCGCAAGAGGUCGUAGAUAUCAUCGUGAAGUGCUUACAAGGACAAACUCCAGCAGAAUUGCUUGCAGCAGAUCCUAAAACGCCUCAUAUAACCGCUGAUUCGCCUCCCCGUGAAGUGGAAGCAGACGUUCCCGUGCUUCGGGAGGUUGAGGCAGAGACAUCCUGGAAGAUUGGUGAGUGGCCCUUGCGUUCUCCAGAGGGAUCCCCAAGGCCACUCGUACACGUGACAGCCACUUUUGGACGGCUGCCGGCACUUGGUCGAAAGCGGGAGUUUGCCGUCCUUUGUGGAGCCGACUCGGGGUCUGAGGACGCAGACACAGGUCCUGUCAGUGUUGAGAGGCCACAGAAACGUGCGCGGGUCAUCAGGCGAAAAAUCAGCUUCGCAGCGCCCGCCCCGGAGCCCGCCCCGGAGCCCGCCCUGGAGCCCGCCCUGGAGCCCGCCGAGGGCGUGGACACUGGAGAGGAAGCUGAAAGAAAGCUCGAAAGCGAAGCUCCGAAAGAUGCUGAAGCACAAGCUCCGGAGGGUGGUUUGCCCGCGCCAAUGCGAAAAAGAAAGAGGAAGAGGCCCAACAGUCAGCGGAGCUUGGAGAACCUUGUCAGCGCACCGCAGGCUUCCAAACCGGCAUCGCCUGCAGCUCCAAAACCAGCUUCAGUCCCCAGCACGCAAUCAGUCCGGCGGAGCAAAGGAAAGUUGUGA
Messenger RNA from Durusdinium trenchii, 2385 nucleotides. NCBI's taxonomy places the organism in Eukaryota, Dinophyceae, Suessiales, Symbiodiniaceae. The record is from the annotation of a GenBank genome assembly.